Messenger RNA from Brassicogethes aeneus, 953 nucleotides. NCBI's taxonomy places the organism in Eukaryota, Metazoa, Arthropoda, Insecta, Coleoptera, Nitidulidae. The record is from the annotation of a GenBank genome assembly.
CGGGCGCCCUCUAUGAACUCAACGUGGAAAUAUUUGUGUCAAAUGUUUGAAAAAUGAAUGUACCUUUUCAUUGUAGGAAUAUAUCAAGAAAUUUAUGUAAUUACCAUGUGAUGCCUAGGAGACCUCUUUUGAAAAGCGACUCGAAAUGGCGCGAAUACCCCUCGAUUUGCCACUGUUCAAUAUCAACAUCGGGAAACAACAUAACCUCGCUUUUGAAGGGCAAGGAAAAUUUAAAAUACAGAAGUUUAGCGGAAAGCUUCAGGAGAUGCUACAGCGUCGAAGAGAAACCGUCCACCAAUAAGCUGCCGCCUCUAAUGAAUUUUCCCAAAAUCGUGUGGCCUUCCUUAAUCAAAUCCAUGAGAAAUUUUGUUUUGGCCACUUUCAUUAUCAAACCUUAUUUAGAUCGCGAAUUCAACCUGCCGGACUUCAUUUCGGGGUCCAAACGAGCAGUAGAGGUGGUAUCACAUAAAUUAUCAUCCGGUGAUUUAAAGAAAUUAAAUGGUUUAGUUACGUCAGAUAUUCUGCCAAAUUUGCAGCAAAACGUGGCUCAAAUGUCUUUAUCUCAAAGAGAACAGAUUGCAAUUAACGUGGACGAUAUUUAUUUUUCAUUUCCUUACCAGGUUGGAAUAAUUUUCAAUGAUGAAGAUACAGAUCAAAAGCGAUUUGUUGAGAUUACAAUGGUUUACCACACGUUAAAAGGACUGGCGGCUAUGAGAGAACGUGGUGAUGAGCCCCCGUUAAAUAUGGGGAUGCUGCCCGAAUACCAAAACAGAAUUUCUAUUUGUAAUUAUCGUUUCGUUAGGGAAUUCACUAAAGGGGUGGAUAGUGAAUGGACUGUAAAUUCGUUAAAUCAUUUUAAACCCAUCGAUGAACAAGAAUAAUAAAAUUAUACCAUUAAUGUUGUCUUACUGGAAAAAUUAUUAAUUUAAUAAAAUUUAGGUUUUAAUUGAGAA